Molecule: messenger RNA, 1041 nt
Organism: Choloepus didactylus (southern two-toed sloth)
Lineage: Eukaryota; Metazoa; Chordata; Mammalia; Pilosa; Megalonychidae
Product: translation initiation factor IF-2-like
Exons: 3
Coding region: 1-1041 (346 amino acids)
Source: RefSeq, a predicted model, not a curated record
AUGUGUGCUGUAUGUUCAGACAACAGGUACAGGGGCGAAGGAGCAGCCCUGGAGGCGGCCCGGGGCGGAGGGGGCUGCGCCGCAGCGCUGCGGCAGGGGCCAGCUCGCGGGGAGCGAGGAGGCACGUGGCCGCCCGCAGCGACCCAAGGCACGCUCCAGGAACCAGACUCGCGGGCCCGGUCCGGGGAUGCGCCCUCGAGGUUUCAGACCCUCCGCUCCAGCGUCUUGCGGUCUCCCGGCCCCGGGUCCCACCUCCGCGCGUGCUGCGGAGACCUCCUCGCCGCCGCCGGCUUUCCGGGAACCCAGACUCCGCUCCGCACCCUGUGUCCUGCGGUAACCCCUUCGAGCGCCCCCUGCUUCUGGGCGCCCCCUGCUCCAGCGCCUCAAGUCCAGCCGCCCGCCUCUGGCCCCCUGCAGGGACCCUCACCAGGCGCCCCUCGAGGUGUCAGCUCCAGGCCGGCUCAGCCCCGGGUCCGCCCUCUGUUCCCGGCGCCGCGCAGGCUGCGCACCCCAGCCCGGGCGGCGCAGAGGCCGCGUCCUACCUUCGUCCGGCAGCCGCUGCAGGCAGAGUGCGAGGUUCCUCCGCCAGCCGCGCAUCCCGGCGGCCGCCCUGCGGCCCGGCCCGGCCUCGCCAGCCCGGCUCCGGCCCCGGCCCCGGCCCCAGCCCGGGCCCCGCCCCCGCCGGGCCGGGCGGCGCAGCGCAGCGCUGGGGAGGGCCCCGGGCCCAGGGCGCCGCGGGCAUGGGCAGCCGCGCAGGGUGUGGAGAGUGUCGGGCGGCCGCCAGGCGCUCGGCUCCGGCCCCUGAGCCCGCGGCUAAGCAGCGACUCUCCCCGGAGAGCGCGCGCUUUCCCGGGCGCUGGGGGCGGGGCGGGCAGGCGCGGGCGGUCUCGAGGAGGGGGGCUGGAGCGGGACCCCGAGGAGCCCGAGCCGCCGCGCCUCCUUCCUAACCUCCCCCGGGCCGGCUCGCGCACCAUCUCCAAUCUCCCCCACUCCUGUCCUUCCAACCUUCAACCUAAUCACCACCGGUCAGUGAAUGAAUGA